Messenger RNA from Musa acuminata AAA Group (dessert banana), 3200 nucleotides. Its product is annotated as BTB/POZ domain-containing protein At1g30440-like. Gene Ontology annotation, molecular function: protein binding. The record is from RefSeq and is a predicted model, not a curated record. The coding region runs from base 1133 to 3019 and encodes 628 amino acids. The transcript has 5 exons. NCBI's taxonomy places the organism in Eukaryota, Viridiplantae, Streptophyta, Magnoliopsida, Zingiberales, Musaceae.
GGCUUUGACUUCCGCCCCAACCGCAACCCCAACCUCAACCUCAACCUCGCUGCCUCGUCGUCGGCGGUGACCGGCCAAUAAAAAGGCGGUGUUUGCAGAGCGUUGACAAACCCGUCAACAACAACAAAUCAUCGAUCGAGUGCUAUUUGAAAUCUCAUUCGUUAGAUGGUCACAUCGUUACCUAGUUGACCGUCUAUUGGAUUUGACAUUGAUGAACUCGACCGAUGAUUUGGCCUUUCUUUUGGCUGUCAUGGUGAUUUGGACUCCUAAAUCGUAGUAGAAAACACAGCUUCAUUGCCCACAUGCGUGGCUGCCUCCCUUAAUUGGGUGAAGUACAGCUAUAUUAUCCAGGGAAUCUGUCUGCAGUCUGCACUGAUCCACCAGUGGUCGUAGAUCUCUCAGAUCUGUGAGAGCAAACAGAGCCUGGUCUUUUUCAUCAGGAGCGUUCUUGCCAUCACCUUGUCACAGAUGAAUUGUUGGUUCCCUCCGAUCCAGCAUUAGCCUUGAUUUGGAAGGCCAAGAAAAUGUUGUAGGUGUCAAGGGUAGGACAGAACAGUAGCUGCCCAUUUUGGGGUGCCUUCGCGCUCUGUUGGGUUGGGAAAAAGGAUUUGCUUGGGCUUGGAAUUAGUGAUUGAAGAUAUUCUUUGUUCUUCUACCUUCUGUUGCAGAUCUUGGGGUUGUUCAACUACUAGCUUUUGUGGAUCAGAUCUCUGGUCUUUGGGAGGAGAGGAAGGCCCCAGGAGUUGGUGCAGAGUAUGUGGGAUUUUGUGGGUGGUGAACUCGUUGGAUGAUCAAUAAAUGCACAACAUUGCAUGCCUGAUGCAUCGGCUUGCUUUAUAGAUUAUUUAGGACAUUCGUUUGAGGAAUUACUCUUGGUUCUUCCUGGAUUAGGGUUUAGAGAAAUGCUGAUAGGGUAAAUAGAGGACCUUUCUGAAAGCUAUCAUUCCUACUUUGGGCCUUUUGUUGGUGGCAGUGUAGAGACUUGGUGAUGUUCAUAUGGCAGUGGAAGGAGUGCAUUUGGCUACGGGAGCACAUAGGUUGAUCAUCAAGGACUAUGCAAGGUGGUCGGUUGUGUGACUUGGUUUUGUAAUCUUCUCUCUGAUUUUUCUCGUUUCUCGGGUUCAUCUUCAAGAUGGCAUGUAUGAAGCUGGGAUCAAAACCUGAUGCCUUCCAGCAACAAGGGCAAGCCUGGUUCUGCACAACUGGGCUUCCAAGUGAUGUUACUGUUGAAGUUGGAGAAAUAUCAUUCCACCUCCACAAGUUUCCUCUAUUGUCAAAAAGUGGUCUUUUGGAAAAACUAAUCAAGGAGAAUUCUGAUGAAGAAGAGGAUACUCUAAUAAAGCUGCAUGAUGUUACUGGUGGUGCUCGAACAUUCGAACUUGUGGCUAAAUUCUGCUAUGGCAUGAAGUUAGAACUCACUUCCUCAAACGUUGUCUACCUGCGCUGUGCUUCUGAGCACCUUCAAAUGACAGAAGAGAUAGCAGAAGGUAACUUGAUUGCUCAGACAGAAAUCUUCUUCAAUCAAGUUGUCCUUCAUAGCUGGAAAGAUUCAAUUAAGGCACUCCAAACAUGUGAUGAUCUUCUCCCUCAUGCCGAAAACCUUCAGAUUAUCAAGAGAUGCAUUGAUUCUUUGGCUGUUAAGGCUUGUACAGAUCCAAAUCUAUUUGGCUGGCCAAUGAUGGAGCAUGGUGCCAUGCAAAGCCCUGGUGGCAGUGUAUUAUGGAAUGGAAUAAGCACCGGAGCCAGGCCUAGAAAUUGUAGUUCGGAUUGGUGGUAUGAAGAUGUUUCUUCUUUAAGUUUUCCCUUGUAUAAGAGGUUGAUCUCUGUGAUGAAAUCUCGAGGUAUCAGACAAGAGAUCAUUGCAGGUUCUCUGAUCUUAUAUGCUAAACAGUAUCUGCCCGGACUGAAUAGGCGUCCGAGUCUGGCACAAGGAAAUUUGACAGCUGCACCUUCGGAACAAGAACAGAGGCAUCUUCUUGAAGAGAUCGAUAGCCUGUUGCCUCUUCAAAAGGGUGCAGCAUCAACUAAGAUUGUGAUUGGUCUUCUUCGGACAGCCAUUAUUCUGCAAGCUAGUCCAUCAUGCAUUUCAAAUUUGGAGAGAAGGGUAGGGAUGCAGCUAGACCAGGCAGACUUGGAAGAUCUACUUUUCCCAACUUUUGAGUUCUCCAUGGAGGCUCUCUACAAUGUUGAUCGUGUCCAACGGAUGCUUGAUCAUUUCAUAGCCACUGAUCAAGCUACCGGCACGGCUGGGGCUUCCUCUCCUGGUUCUGUCAAUGAUGAGCAGUUGAUUGGUUCCCCAUCUUUGGUGCCAUUAACUGCUGUUGCCAAGCUAAUUGAUGGUUAUCUAGCAGAGGUUGCACCAGAUAUCAAUUUAAAAAUGCCGAAGUUCCAAAAGUUGGCUGCUGCUAUACCUGAUUAUGCCCGUCCACUGGAUGAUGGUCUAUACCGUGCUAUCGACAUAUACCUGAAGGCACACCCUUGGCUCUCAGAAUCUGAGAGGGAGCAGCUCUGCCGGCUGAUGGAUUGCCAAAAGCUCUCACUAGAAGCUUGCACUCAUGCUGCACAGAAUGAGAGGCUCCCUCUAAGAGUAGUGGUUCAAGUCCUCUUCUUCGAGCAGCUUCAACUAAGGACAUCCGUUGCUGGAUGUUUGCUUGUCUCUGACAACCUUGAUGGCUCGCAACCACUUAGGAGUGGAAUUGCUUGUUCAGGUGAAGCUGGAGGGUGGAUGACUGCUGUUAGGGAGAACAAGGAUCUGAAGGUGGGCAUGGAUAAUAUGAGGAUGAGAGUAUCUGAGCUUGAAAAGGAGUGCACAAGUAUGAAGCAAGAAAUCAAGAAGCUAGGGCAGGGAAGGAAUGGUUGGAGCAGUGUUCCCAAGAAGUUUGGAUCUAAGAUCAAGUUGCAAUUAUGCAGUGCCCAGGAGGAUUCUGUAAGUGCUCAGCAGAAGACUAAAAGUGGGAAGAUUGACAAGUUGCAAGCCAUAAUCACGAAGCAGAAGCAUCAGUUAUCUGCAGAUGAUUGAGUUCUCUUUUUUUAUUGUGCCACAUUGUCGUAAUUCUAGUCUGUUUUCUGUUUCAGUAGGAACUGUUAAUUCAUGUACUUUCUUCUUGGACAGAAUCUGUAUCAAGCUUGACCUUUGUCACUUGUUAAAUGUGAAAAAUGGGAUUGUGGUGUUUGAUAUUUAGCACAAUUGUUGCCUUGAA